Durio zibethinus is the source of this 1039-nucleotide messenger RNA. Its product is annotated as NADPH-dependent aldehyde reductase-like protein, chloroplastic. Lineage: Eukaryota; Viridiplantae; Streptophyta; Magnoliopsida; Malvales; Malvaceae. Gene Ontology annotation, molecular function: oxidoreductase activity. The record is from RefSeq and is a predicted model, not a curated record.
UCUAAAUGGUCAGUCAGUUGAACCAAGAUGAUUAAUCUUUCAAUCAUCAUUCCUCUUUUUUUUCUCAAUUUUUUUAUUCAACUUUGACGCACUGGGUGACUUCAUCAAACAGAUGUUUUGGCUUCCAAUAUUUUAUUUACUAAAAACGAGUUUUGUUAUAAAAAAAAGAACCCAAUUUUCUUUGUCUAUCAUUUCAUCAUUUUCUUCAAAUUUUUAAACUUUUUGAUACCAUGGCUUGCACCACCAGCAUCAACCCUCUGCCACUCAAAGACCGAGUUGCUAUAGUGACUGGAUCAUCGCGUGGUAUGGGCCGAGUUAUAGCGACUCAGCUGGCUGAGCUUGGUGCUAAGGUCGUUAUUAACUACUCCUCGAGCCCGGACCAAGCCGAUCUGGUUGCUACCCAAAUCAAUUCUCGCUAUCCUGGUGACUGCCUACGAGCUGUAACCGUCAAAGCGGAUGUUUCGGAUCCUGCCCAGGUCAAGUUUUUGUUUGACUCGGCUGAGCAGGCGUUUGGGUCACCGAUUUACGUGCUGGUUAACUCAGCUGGAGUGUUGGAUCCUAAGUAUCCUAAAAUUGCCGACACUUCCUUGGAGGAAUUUGAUCGUAUUUUCCGUGUAAACACAAGAGGGGCAUUCUUGUGUGCCAAGGAAGCAGCGAAUAGGCUGAAACGCGGUGGAGGAGGUCGAAUAAUAUUGCUGUCAUCAUCAACGGCGGCUGCACUGAGGCCAGGAUUUGGGGCAUAUGCAGCAUCAAAGGCAGCAGUAGAGGCGAUGAUAAAAAUACUGGCAAAGGAACUCAAAGGGACCGGCAUCACUGCAAACUGUGUGGCACCAGGACCAAUUGCAACAGAGCUGUUCCUUGAAGGUAAGAGUGAAGAAAUGGUGCAGAAAGUGAUUGAUGAGUGUCCACAUAAUCGGCUCGGUCAGAGCGAGGAUGUCUCACCUGUUGUCACGUUCUUGGCUACUGAUGCUAGUGAGUGGGUUAAUGGGCAGAUCAUUCGUGUUAAUGGUGGCUAUAUAUGAUACUUGUCAAAGCAUUA